Messenger RNA from Drosophila hydei, 1267 nucleotides. RefSeq names its product odorant receptor 94a (gene Or94a). Gene Ontology annotation, cellular component: plasma membrane. Bases 39 to 1199 code for a protein of 386 amino acids. Gene Ontology annotation, biological process: detection of chemical stimulus involved in sensory perception of smell; sensory perception of smell. Gene Ontology annotation, molecular function: olfactory receptor activity; odorant binding. Lineage: Eukaryota; Metazoa; Arthropoda; Insecta; Diptera; Drosophilidae. The transcript is spliced from 3 exons. The record is from RefSeq and is a predicted model, not a curated record.
UAUAAAAAGCCGUUAACUCGGUUCCGGCUCAGGUAGAAAUGAAUGAGCAAACACAGCGCACACAGGCCAUUAACUGGGUAUUGAGGAUAAUGCGGCUUGGCGGACUCUGGCCUUGGUCGACGUCUAAGGAUGAAUGCCAAUUGCUGGCAUUGCUUAAAGGAAACUAUCGCUAUGUGCUGCACGUGCCCAUCACGUUCACUUUCAUUGGACUCAUGUGGCUGGAGGCGUUUGUGUCCAACAACUUGGAACAGGCUGGCCAAGUGCUGUACAUGUCUCUGACGGAAAUCGCGCUAGUUGUGAAAAUUUUAAAUAUCUGGCAUCGGAGUGCAGCUGCCAGGCAGAUAAUGUUCCAUAUGAAACACUCCAGCGAUUACGAGCUGCAAUCGGAGCAGGAGCAGAGCUUGUGGCAACAGGAACAACGCCUCUUCAAAUGGUAUUUCUAUUUGUUUCUGCUCACGAGUCUGGGCGUUGUCUACAGCAGCUGCAUUGGCGUCUUGUUUCUGAACGACUACGAGUUACCCUUCGCCUACUUUGUGCCCUUCGAGUAUCGCAAUGAGCGCAGCUACUACUACGCCUAUGGCUACAGCCUGAUUGGAAUGACUGUGACGAGUGUCUCGAACGUUUGCCUCGAUGCUAUUGGAUGCUAUUUUCUCUUUCACUUGUCGCUGCUGUAUCGCCUGCUGGGCUUGCGAGUCCAGGGAUUGGAGUACGUCAACAGUGAAACGAGAUUCAAAGAGAAGUUGAUUAUCAUUCUUAAGCUGCAUAAUCGCAUACGCAGCUUAACCUUGCAGGUUCAGAACUUAGUGUCGCCUUACGUGCUCUCCCAGAUUGUGCUGAGCGCCUUCAUCAUCUGCUUCAGCGGCUAUCGCCUGCAACAUGUAGGCAUCCGCGCCAACCCGGGCCAGUUUAUAUCCAUGCUGCAGUUCCUCAGUGUGAUGGUGCUCGAAAUAUUUCUACCCUGCUAUUUCGGCAACGAGGUCACAGUCUAUGCCCAUCAGCUGACCAGCGACGUCUACAACACCAACUGGCUGCAGUGCGACAAUCGCAGCCGCCAGUUGCUCAUCGCCUACAUGGAGCAUCUCAAGAAACCUGUCAAGAUUCGUGCUGGCUAUUUCUUCGAAGUUGGCUUACCCAUUUUCGUUAAGACCAUGAACAAUGCCUACAGCUUCUUUGCGCUGCUGCUCAAUGCUUCUAAGUAAACUGAAUUUAUGUCGAUUUAAUCGUAAUGUUAAAGUAAACUUGUUAUAGAACUUCAGUUGAACUGUAA